AAAUAACAAUGUCCAAAGAUCAACAACCAACAGAAGCCUUGAAUGCUGUAUUUGUCGAAUCAAUUGACAUGCCAGACGAUGCUGUCUUGAUUAAAGGCCCAGAUUUUAACAAGAAAUUAUCACUUUCUGAACUGCUGGGCGCAUAUAAACAGAUUGGAUAUCAAGGUAGCAGCUUAGGUGAAGCAAUCGACAUUAUAAAAGAAAUGAGAAAAUGGCGACUAAGUGAUGAGCCUGUGGCAGUUGAUGAAGUACAAGAAUACCUUGAUCCUGAAGUACGUAAGAAGACAAAGUGCAAAAUUUUUCUGGGUUAUACUUCCAACCUUGUUUCUUCUGGUUUACGAGAGAUCAUUCGAUUCCUUGUUCAGCAUAAGAUGGUCGAUGUUAUUGUUGCAACAGCAGGUGGUGUCGAAGAAGACUUUAUCAAAUGUUUAGCACCUACAUACUUGGGUGAUUUUGCAUUAAAAGGCAGUGAUCUUCGUAAGAAAGGCUUGAAUCGUAUUGGUAAUCUAUUAGUACCUAAUAACAACUACUGCAAGUUUGAAGAUUGGAUCAUUCCAAUCUUUGACGUCAUGUUGGAAGAGCAAAAAAAGGACAACAAGAUAUGGACCCCUUCUACUAUGAUUGCAAGAUUGGGCAAAGAAAUCAAUGACGAAUCCAGUAUCUAUUAUUGGACCUAUAAAAACAAUAUACCUGUCUACUGUCCUGCAAUCACAGAUGGUUCCUUAGGAGAUAUGCUCUACUUUCACUCUUACAAAAACCCUGGAUUGAUUGUUGAUAUCGCAGCCGACAUUCGUGCAAUGAACAAUGAAGCCGUGUUUGCAAAGAAAACUGGCAUGAUUAUUCUUGGUGGCGGUGUUGUCAAACAUCAUAUUUGUAAUGCAAACUUGAUGAGAAAUGGUGCAGACUAUGCCGUUUAUAUAAACACAGGUCAAGAGUUUGACGGCAGUGAUGCAGGCGCUCGCCCAGAUGAGGCUGUCUCAUGGGGUAAAAUUCGUGCUGAUAAUCGAUCUGUUAAAGUGUAUGCAGAUGCCACACUUGUAUUUCCACUUAUUGUAGCAGAGACAUUUGCAAGAGAGUAUCACGAAAAAUAGAAAUUGUAAAGUUUUGUUAUAUGUAAAUAAAUGUUUGCCAUUAGACUAUCGCAUAUGAAUGGUUGUUUUAUAGUAGUUGUCUACGAGCUUAUUAUUCAAUAAUGUAUUAUAUGGACGAGUAAAGAAG
Molecule: messenger RNA, 1218 nt
Organism: Rhizopus microsporus ATCC 52813
Lineage: Eukaryota; Fungi; Mucoromycota; Mucoromycetes; Mucorales; Rhizopodaceae
Product: Deoxyhypusine synthase
Exons: 2
Coding region: 9-1091 (360 amino acids)
Biological process (GO): peptidyl-hypusine biosynthetic process
Cellular component (GO): cytoplasm
Molecular function (GO): deoxyhypusine synthase activity
Source: RefSeq, a predicted model, not a curated record